Bursaphelenchus okinawaensis is the source of this 4536-nucleotide messenger RNA. The record is from the annotation of a GenBank genome assembly. NCBI's taxonomy places the organism in Eukaryota, Metazoa, Nematoda, Chromadorea, Rhabditida, Aphelenchoididae.
AUGCGGAUUAUCUUGUUUGCCUUCCUUAAUUUAGUAUUGUAAGUUUCUUUAUUUUUUGACACAUGUUUAUGAGUUUAGAUGUGAUUGUCCAAGAAAGCAACAGAGUGAUGACAUUCAACCACCUGCUUAUGAGCCUGAAGAGCAUUUUAUUCAGAGUAGUUUUAUCUACAAAGACAACAAUGGUAAGUAGUUUUAGAGAUUGGAAAAUUAUAAACAUUAAACUUGACCUUAUGCUAGAAAAUGUAACUUUGCAUAAUCUGCUUUAUGUAAUAGUUUUGAAGAUGUCAUUCUGUUUGUCGAUAGUGACAGAUAGUCUCUACAACGCAGUCACGUCUUUAGUCUCAACAGUAGUUAAAACUUUACUAUUUUAGACGAAGACCGUCAGUACUCGAUAAUAGUGGCAGAUACACUCAGAGACCUCCGAAAACAUCUAAUAACAGCAGCUAAAGUCACGAUAGACAAUGAGAACGUUGAUUGCUCGAAUGGUGGAUAUCAAAAGUGUAAAGACUACUCUCCUGACGACUCUUAUCACUUUUUGGUAAUUGAAGAUGCGUAAGUUUAAGGCUAUGGCACAAACUUUUCCUUGAUUAGUCAUAAAAUUGAAUAAUCUAUUAUACUAAUGAGGUUUGAACACUGAUAUUAAUGUAGAGUGUUUUUAUUUAAAAAUAUUGUUUUUUGAUUUUUAAUAGUCUUGAAAGUUAACAAAAAUUGUAUUUUUAGAACCACUGGAGCAGUAGUCUACAGUUUGGAAAGAGAACGCAAUGGUUUGGACUCUCGACUGGUCGAAAAUGCAUUAUUAGAGUAUGUUUAACAAGAUUUACGUCUUUAUUAAAACAAAAUGUUACAGUAUAAGACCCCGGUCGCAUUUUACACAAUAUUGAUCUUCCAUACAACUGUUAGGGGCACAGAAUUUUAAUAUUUUAUAUCUUGGUCCAAAAGCACCUAUAAUCUUUAUUUCAGUGCAUUUUCACGGCAUUCCAAACACCCUUUAACAGCUCAUGUCAGUGAAAAAGCCGAAAAGUUUGUAGGUUUUGUACGAGAGGUCAGUAUGGAUGAACUACUACAAUAUGCGGAACAAAAUCAGGCCAUAAUUGAUGCUGAAAAGCCUACAAUCUUCAGAAGAUCUCCAUUUGAGUUGAGUCUUUUGAAUGAGAGAAUAAUCGAGUUGAGGAGGGCUGAUCAAUGUGAACGACCAGUGAAAGGAUUGACUGUUUAUAAGUAAGUAUUAGAUAAGUAUGAUGUUUGGACUUAGGAUUAUAUUGGUUAUUUUGAGCUGUUCUUGAUGGUUAUUUAGCUAUAGAAAGUAAGGAUAACGUGUUUUACAAAAAAUGUCACUAGGAUUAUUGACAGCCUAUAACAACAUAUCAUUGACAUCCGAUAACAACAUACGUCUAAACACUUUUUCAUCAAGAUUAGAAUAUUUUUCCAGAUCAGGAGAACUGAGUCCCUUAAUCGACCUCCAUCACAAUGAAAUCAUCUUCACUUUGUUCUGGGCUAAUGUUGAUACAGUUUCAACUCAUGUUUAUCAACUGUUCAAGAAGUUGGCUAAAGAAGUUGCUGGACAAUAUAAAGGCAAAGCUAGUUUUGCAGCGAUUCCUUGCCAUAAAGACCUGGAUCUUUGUGCUGCUUUCGGAAUUCAACAUUCCGAUCAUAGGACAAUAUUCGCCAUUAGAGGUUCGAGAAAGUUUGCUUCGAAUUACGGCAUUGGCGACUUGGAGUUUUACAAAAACUGGGUCAAAAUGUAGGUUGUUUUAAUAUGAAGAGGGUUAGAGCAAGUUGUGGGAGGGUAAGGUAGGUUUACUGUGGUAUAUACCAAGGGUAAGGUAGACUAUUACUUAUGGAAAGGUUAGGUAGGGCAAGCAAUGAUAGGGUAAGGAAGGAAUGAUACUGUAUUAUUUAGUAUAGUAAGGCAGGUUUGAUACUGUUGUAUAUACAUAGGGUAAAGUAGAUUUGAUAUCGUAGUAUAUAAUGAGAAUAAGGGUAGGAUAUUGCCUACAAUACUAUUAUUUUAAGGCUCAGAUGACAAAGCAUCAUUUCAGGGUUCUAUCAGGCACACUAACUCAAGUCCAAGACGAUGAUAAACUAAAACAAAUCAGAAAAGGCUUUGUUGAUGGCUUCGAAGCCGAUGAACUCCCAAGACCCGCAGUAACUAUCGGUAUCUUCCCUGAAGAAGACUGUGACGAAUUCAAAAGUUACAGAAGGGUUACUUCAAUGCUAGCUGGACGGUAUCACUUCUUUUACAAAACUGAUGACAGGUAAGGUGUUUUAGUCAUAAAGGUUGGAAAAAGAAUCGUAGCGACCACCCUGUUUUAACCCUGAAGCCACAAAAAAUUUAACCCCAAAAUGUUACAGUAUCCCCUCAGCGACUGUAACCACGUUUCGGCCGAACGAAAAAACGAAACGUGUGGACCACAAGGGCCUGAUGGACGUGAAGUCCGUGACAUCACACGUCACCAAAGAGUCGUUGCCUUCCUUAGUAAGUCUUGUAAUCGUAUCUUGUUUGCAGAGAAAUACUUUUACUGCCGGAAGUCGACAAUUUCGUUUUAGCUAAACAUAUCGCGCGGCUUCACUUCCGACGUCGUUUACCGUUCCGACCGUGCCGUGCUUCUGCUCUUGCAUCGUGCUGAUGAAGAGCGGUUGCACGAGCUUCAGGACAUGGCAUACCAGACGCAGUACAGUAAGACUUACUUGAUGGCACAUUUGAAUGUGUAAGUUACAGUAAGAUGGGCGUGUUAGGGGGAUGUUACAGUACAUUUUUAAAUUUUGUUUUAAAUUUGAAAAAAAUAAUAAUUUGAAAGGUUCAUUCUACAGUACUGUAAAAUAUCAUAACAUUAAAAUUAAAAAAAGUAUGUAAAAACUACAGUAUGAAAUUUUAAAAUUAUGUUAUAAUAAUACUGUAUUUGCAGUAAAAAUUACUCUACUCUCAAGACUGAUGACCUUAUAAAAUCUUAAAACAACUAAAAUGUUAACAAUUUACAGUAAGACAAAGUAAUGUAAAACUCUUUCAACCCCAAAAACCUUUAAAUUUAAAUUACAGUAGCCGAAGAUACUAAAAUACUCUUUUUAUAACCCUAAAACCCAAAAAGAAAAAUUAUGUUUUCCAAGUAAAAUAUACGAGCAUGUUGAUGUUCUCCAAGUAACAUAUACGGGCAUAUUGAAGUAACGUUGUAGUAUAAUAAAACAAACAGAAUAAUUAAAGUAACGGAAGUACGGCUGAGAAUGAUGUCGCAUAUAAAUUAUUAUUCGAGGAGGACCAGUAUAAUGAGGACAAGGCACACACUCCAGCUCUUUAAAUAUAACUCUUAUGGAACGUUAAGGGAACUGUAGACAGAGGAUGUAGACGUUAUAGUACAAUGUAAUUUCAAAGAUUUAUUUCAAAAACGAUUUGAGUUUAGUCUAACGUUAAGUUAAGAAUUGUUGAAGUCUGGGUACAACCUGCCCCACCCAGAGUCAGCUCAGAUGUUUAUAUGAAACCUUUGUACUACUAAUAGUAUCAAUAAAUAAAAGAUUGCUAUUUUGAGUUUUAAAAUUAAAAUAUUUGAAGUUCCCGCUAAUUUCUAUAUAAGACGUGUGAAGUCAAUCAGAGCGGGGGCAGGUCGGGAACCCUCCUUGUUAAUUCGUCGUUUGUAUAAUAAGAGCGAGAAACCGGCCCAGUCCGGUUCUACGAUCGGGCCAGGCCGGCGUGGAGCUAAAAUUGAAACAGGUCGGGUCUAAGAUUUUUUGACCAGGCCGGGCAUGUUUGAAAAAAAUAAAAACGGGCCGGACUUAAACCUUAUGUCCCGAACCUGGGCUGGGCCCGUUUCAAAUCUCACUGAAAUUUUUUAAAUAUUAAUUAAAUAAUGACAAUUUAUAAAGCAUAAAAAAUUUUAGGGCGGAUUCCCUUCCAACAGCACGUUUGUUGAAGAAUCUGAAGCUUGAAGAAGGUCAACUUCCAGCUUUGUGUCAAUUCAAUCGAGACAGUUUUGGAUGUUUUACUCUUGAUGAAACUAUCGUUGAUACUUUGGGACAAUUUGAGAGUACUGAACGUAAGCAUUUACUUUUGUUUGGUACUACUUUGCACUACGUUUAGUACUAUUUACUUUAUCAGGUUGUAUAAAAAGUAAUAAGCUAAGUCUCAUACCUUUUCUGGACUUUAAAUAGCUCAUUACUUUUUAUACAGUUUAAUGUUUGGUUGAACCAAAAGUAGCGGGACACUUUUAAAGUUAUACAGUUUUAUUUAGUAUUAUGAUUUAAGAAAGCUUUGAUAUUAUACUCUAUCUGGUAUCAAAUACUGUACAGAAACAUAAUGUUAAGCAAAUAAUUUUUUACAUUACAGUAACCCCGAUCGACCGUAGAAAGCCCCACCCACUGAAAGUGUACCAAUUGGAGCAUAUAGACAGCGUCUUUGGUGAACAAGACGUCGAGUUGUUAGCCGAACCACUAAUCGCUUCAGGGCAUGGAGGCGGGUUCAAUCAUGACGCAGUGGAUCCAUCAGAUGGUACUGGUGGAUGCCCCAUGAUGAAGCAUUUGAACUCGAUUGGCAGAGACGAACUUUAA